This is a messenger RNA of Prorocentrum cordatum, 969 nucleotides long. The record is from the annotation of a GenBank genome assembly. Lineage: Eukaryota; Dinophyceae; Prorocentrales; Prorocentraceae.
AUGACUGUGCCCCCGAUGCCACCAGGAGCCGCCCCCGAGCAUUCGCAGCUCUUCUGCCGAGUGUAUCGGGCAUCAAGAUCCGGGGAGCUCGGCAAGGGCAGAGCGAUGGGAAGGGCGCUCGUGGCCCUCGCGCUCCUUCAUGUCGGGGCAGGCCGUCCCGACGGUCUGUGGGGGAGUGUGAAGAUGGUGGACGAGCUGCUGGCGAUGGCGAGGGACCAAGUAAAGUUCGAGAUCAAAAACCACAAGGUGAAGUUCGAGAACAGGGGCUCGAAGACCCAAGGGCCCCCUGGCCAGGCGCAGGGCGAGGACCUGGUGGUCCUCGCCACCUUCGACGGCGCAACCGGCACGACCUACAGCUGGCGGGCCAUGAACGACCCAGUAAUGGGCGGUCGAUCGCACUCCACGUUCGAGGUCGAGGGCUCGGAGGGCCACUUCAAGGGCACGUGCGCGGUCGUGCCCUUUCUCAAUGCACCUGGCUUCUGUAAGGUUGGGACGCAGCAGAGCCUCUUCUCUCCCCCGCCCCACUUCGCCAAUGCGAGCCGGUUCAGCGAGGGCGCGCUCUACCUGGACGUAGAGACGACGACGCCAGAGUAUGGAGGUUUCAUGGUUGCGUUCGGCGCCACAAACGCGAAGCGCCCAGGUGGUGCCAUGCACCACUCGGCUCCUUCCUUCAAGGCGGGCUUCAAGGUCCCAGGCACGGCGCGCACCACCGUGAGAGUACCCUUCAGUGACUUCAGCGUCGACUGGAGCGACUUCACAGGCCGGUGCGACACCAAGGACCCCAACAACGGUUACCAGCACCAUUGUUGCAGUGCCGAGCGGCCCGAUGUCUGCCCCAGAGCCGACAACCUCGACAAGAUCAGUAGUCUGGAGAUUUGGGCGGAGGGCGUCGCGGGCGAUUUCGACAUCAAGGUCUUCUCGAUCGGCGCGGGGCCACUGAAAGAUCACCAGGGGCCGCUGAUGAUUUGA